GGCAAUACCAGGCUUCAUCACUGUGCAUUAAGUUUUAGUAGUCAAUGAGAUCAAAACCAGUGCAUUUAAGAUGAGUCCAGAAUUUACAAUGGUCACACAAAAUUCCAUUUUGGUUAGUUUUCACAGUGUUACUACAGACACUACACAGAAACCUAACAAGUAUAGAUUAAAAAAGAAAAACCAAAAACAAACGAACAAAACAAGAGACAAAGAAAAUUAAGGAGUUGGGAACCCUAUAUGGAUUUUACACAAAUCAGUGGGUAAUAAUUUGUGAUUGAUGUGAUGAUGUGAUUACAUAUAAUACUGUGAUUCAAACUAGCUCCGAUGGGAUAUGUAUUUUGAGAUUACACCAAAAUCCUUACAAGUUCAUGAAGGAAAUUUAAUGGAGUCAAGUUGUUCAGACCACAGGGCCAUUCCUGGCAGUGUUAAAGCAAUCCCGUCAGACAGAAUAGAGAGGGGCAGUGUAGACCAAUCAGGAGGUCAUUUCUGACGGAACUACAUGUAUCCUUAUUGGAAGCUGUGAAAAGGGGGUGUACACUCGGGUUCAAGGUCAAUCCUGUCGAGGCUGAUCUGUCCGGAAGGCGGAGAAGUGGAGAAUAUUCCAAGCUUGAGGUCAUUCUUGAUGCAAGUGUCCCAGAUGGAGGGUUUGCGAUGGAAGAAUGUACAGUUGGCCGCUGAUAUAUAACUCCCCGUUACGAAACAGGUUUUUGCCUGCCUGAUAGGCUUUGAGCAUGAUGUCUUUUAGGCUUCUCUUCUUUGCCACAUCAGCAGCUGGAAGGUUUUCCAUAAUGUAGAUACUGCAGUUGGCGAGUGAGGAUUGCCCUUUAGUAGAACUGCUUGGCUUUUAGGUCUGUAGAGAAAUUCAGCAAGAAUGUACUGGGGUUUACCAUCAGACAAGUUGAAGAUCGUCCAGAUCGAUGGGCAUUUUCAAUUUCGGGUUCAAGGCCACAUUUGUUCGAAAAAAUUUGCUUGAUCUUCUCGUAUGGGUAGACAGGUGAUUCAUGUGGCAGUUCUGGAAUGUUGUCAAAUCUUAGAUUAAAACUUCUACAGUAACGCUCCAUUCGUAGCGGGUUAUCUUCCAGUUGGUCGAUCUUUGCCUGUGCUUCAUCAAGGUUUGUCGCCAUAUUUGUUGCCAGCUCGGUGUUCUUGACCUUCAAUUCUUCGACGGAUUGAGCAUUGAAAGUAAUUGAUUCUUCCACCUUUGUAUGUUGAGACUCAAUGGCAUCCAUCCUCUGGAGCAAAGACUGUUGAUUUGAAAUCACCAGGUCCCGUUUACCUUGAAUUCGCCUUUCAAGAAGAUUAGUCUUUCAGAGGGGGAAACCAGGCCAUCUGGUGUACCUCCGUGGUGCACUUGUCAUAGUUACAUUAACUGCGUGCUUAACAAAUUGAUGCUAUAGCCCAACCACUGAUAUGUGUUAAUACUUAGGACUAGAGCGUUAUCUGUCUGCUUGUCACUGUAAGAUGUAUUUAGACAAUUCUUGACACUUGACUUGGCAAAAUCCUCCAAUUUCAAUAUGAUUUUACACACACUCUACGUGUAGUAGUGUGAGGACUAAAAUUUAAAUUUUGAAUUAGUUUGAGUAUUUGAAUAACCUUGUAUUUGCUUUUUGAUUCAACUUUUCUGAUUUUAACAUAGUGGGUUUGUUGCAGCUCUACAUCCUAGUGAGAUAGGGUUAAUCAGGCAAACACACGCUACUUGCUGUGGCCCAAACAUAUCCCAUUUUCAUGUUAUUGUAAAAUGUAAUUGCGUCAAUUAUUUUGAAGGCAGACACUCUAGUUUCAAUAUCUACUGCUUAUUGUCUCCAUGAAGCCGUUGCAAACACAAAUUACCCAAAAUCAUUGACAUUUCUGCACAACUUUUUGGUACCCUGAAGCAUUGAAGACAAAACAGCCCAGCCACUUUUGCUUAGAAUUCAGGUUGGAGUUACCAGUUACAAGUCAAAAUGAAGAACACUAAAGGAAUCUUUUCAUCAAGAACAGGUAUGUUUGCUAAAAAUUUUUACCUCUGUGUUGACAACCUCGCACCUGACGUGGCUCGCAAGACCCGUAUCCUGGAUGUUGUCUACAAUGCCAGCAACAUUGAGCUGGUGCGUACCAAGACUCUGGUGAAGAGUGCCAUUGUGCUGGUUGACUCCACCCCAUUCAGGCAGUGGUAUGAGGCACACUACGCCCUCCCCUUGGCCCAUAAAGGGACUUGCAUUACGUCCAGACCUGGACAGUGUGGGCGAGCUGACAGUUACAUCCUGGAGGGCAAGGAACUUGAUUUCUACCUCCGAAAGAUCAAGUCCAAGAAGGGAAAGUAAGCAAGUAAACAACUGCACCAUUACAAUAAAACAGAAAAGACAGCAACAUGACUUCGGAUAUGUACAAAACAAGGCCACCUGACAGAGUUUAAUUCUAGAUUCCAGUUUCAUAACAGUUGCUUUUCGUAACGGUUUGCAUUGUUUUGUGAAGAAAUAAAACACCUCUAUAUAGAUCA
Messenger RNA from Acanthaster planci (crown-of-thorns starfish), 2479 nucleotides. Its product is annotated as small ribosomal subunit protein eS8-like. Lineage: Eukaryota; Metazoa; Echinodermata; Asteroidea; Valvatida; Acanthasteridae. The record is from RefSeq and is a predicted model, not a curated record. Gene Ontology annotation, biological process: translation. Gene Ontology annotation, molecular function: structural constituent of ribosome. Gene Ontology annotation, cellular component: ribosome.